UUGAUCCUGCUCAACACACACACAGACCGUCGAGAACUAGCUAGAGCUACCUUGCAAUCGCUUGAUCCUGCGAAACACACAGAGAGCGAGAGAGAGACGAUCGACCAGACAAUGGGCGUCCUGGACGCGCUGUCGGAGAUGUGCCCGUCGCUGCGCACGCGGCGGCGCAUCAAGAAGCGGCCGCAGCUGACGACGGUGGAGAUGAAGGUCCGGAUCGACUGCGAGGGCUGCGAGCGCCGCAUCCGCAAGGCCCUCCACGGCCUCCACGGCGUCACCGGCGUCGAGGUGGUGCCCAAGCAGAGCAAGGUGGCCGUCACCGGGUACAUCGACGACCCGGCCAAGCUCAUGCGGCGGGUGGCGCGCAAGACCGGCAAGCGGGUGGAGCCGUGGCCGUACGUGCCCUACGACGUCGUGCCGCACCCCUACGCGCCCGGCGCCUACGACAAGAAGGCGCCGCCCGGGUACGUCCGGAACGUCGCCGCCGACCCCGCCGCCGCGCCGCUCGCCAGGGCGUCGUCGACGGAGGUCAAGUACACGUCCGCCUUCUCCGACGACAACCCCAACGCGGCGUGCAUCGUCAUGUAAUUUUUUGUAGCCGUUCUUCUCUUCCUAGUUAGUACUGUAUAUACUAGUGUACGUACUACGUAGUUAGGUUGUACAGUACGAGCGAAGCAUUUUCCGUAUUAAUUUGCUAUGUAUUCUCAAUAUCGACUAUAUAUGCUGUAUCCGACUAUAUAUCGAUUCUCUUAUGCUUCACGCCAUUUAGUUUCGUGUCUCCAUUUCGAAAAAGAA
Lolium perenne is the source of this 792-nucleotide messenger RNA. RefSeq names its product heavy metal-associated isoprenylated plant protein 27. Gene Ontology annotation, molecular function: metal ion binding. The record is from RefSeq and is a predicted model, not a curated record. Lineage: Eukaryota; Viridiplantae; Streptophyta; Magnoliopsida; Poales; Poaceae.